CAGGGUCCGAGGGCUGUCUCAGAAGGCUGGGCAGACAUGGCGUCCUAUUUCGAUGAACACGACUGCGAGCCGUCGGACCGUGAGCAGGAGACGCGAACCAACAUGCUGCUGGAGCUCGCAAGGUCGCUUUUCAAUAGGAUGGACUUUGAAGACUUGGGGUUGGUAGUAGAUUGGGACCACCACCUGCCUCCACCAGCUGCCAAGACUGUGGUUGAGAACCUCCCCAGGACAGUCAUCAGAGGCUCUCAGGCUGCUCUCACCCUGCCCUGGGCCCAGUACUCAAGCUUCUUUCUGUUCAUGGACUGCUGGGGGAUGGAAGAAGAGUGGCAGUUGGGAGCAGGGGAGGGUGAUUAUCAGCUUAUGAAGAUCAGACCAAGGCUAGAACACUACUCUACUUUUCUCAGACAAAUUCCUGUCCCUUGUGCCGCCAUGAGCUGCCCACUGAUGACGACACUUACGAGGAGCAUAGACGAGAUAAGGCUCGAAAACAGCAGCAGCAACACCGACUGGAGAACCUCCAUGGAGCCAUGUACACGUGAGGAGGUUGGGGCUGAGUGCUGGCCCUUUGCGUCUUCCUUAUUAACCUUGAAUCCUCAUUAAAGGUUUCUUUACCCACCCUGAGGCUGUAUUGAUCACAGACCUGGCCAGGGGCUCUGCAUCCUCCAUCAGGUCUCUACUUCUGUUGGGGAAGGUGAUCCUAAACUGCAGAAGGCACCAGGUUGCGGUUUUCCUCCCUGCUGGCCCAUCUGGACUCAUGGCAGUGGUAAAGAACUGGAUUACUGCAUCAGCCAGGGCUUGGGCCUAUGUGUUCAUGGUUGGAAGGCAAAAUGUGUCAGGGUCUGGUACCCAGUUAAUCACUUAAAGCUGAUAAACGAGGCUGGGUGCAGUGGCUCACGCCUGUAAUGCCAGCAGUUUGGGAGGCCAAGACAGGUGGGUCACGAGGUCAG
This is a messenger RNA of Nomascus leucogenys (northern white-cheeked gibbon), 947 nucleotides long. It is a transcript of the gene RNF181, whose product is annotated as ring finger protein 181. The record is from RefSeq and is a predicted model, not a curated record. The coding region runs from base 37 to 600 and encodes 187 amino acids. Gene Ontology annotation, cellular component: cytoplasm. The transcript is spliced from 4 exons. Gene Ontology annotation, biological process: protein ubiquitination. NCBI's taxonomy places the organism in Eukaryota, Metazoa, Chordata, Mammalia, Primates, Hylobatidae. Gene Ontology annotation, molecular function: ubiquitin protein ligase activity.